Molecule: messenger RNA, 2971 nt
Organism: Elephantulus edwardii (Cape elephant shrew)
Lineage: Eukaryota; Metazoa; Chordata; Mammalia; Macroscelidea; Macroscelididae
Gene: RNF220
Product: ring finger protein 220
Exons: 15
Coding region: 375-2075 (566 amino acids)
Biological process (GO): protein ubiquitination
Molecular function (GO): ubiquitin protein ligase activity; metal ion binding
Source: RefSeq, a predicted model, not a curated record
AUUCACUGAUUAGAGCCAGCGCUGAGAGGCAGCACUGCUCCUUCUCUCACACCAACCGAGUCUCUUGAUCUGUACAUGCAAUCCCAGGCAGCUCGCGAACACAAACCCCGGGCCAGCCGCCUAUUGCUGCUGCCGCCGCCGCCACCACCGCUACCGCCGCCGGCUCUGCGCACCCGGGACUUCUCAUGCACUGCACUCCCCGCCUUCUUCCCUGUGUGUCCUGAAAAGUGCGACCGUUCUCCCCAGGAAUUUACACGGUCUUAGAAGGGGAUGAUUCCCCAGUGAUAUUCCCUGCCCUGAUUCAAGGUGCUGCUUGGCCUCCCUCCCAGGGAAGACUGUUUCUUGUCUGACUCCGGCCACAGAAAGAAACUCCGAUGGACUUACACCGGGCAGCCUUCAAGAUGGAGAAUUCAUCCUACCUUCCCAACCCUCUGGCAUCCCCAGCACUGAUGGUCCUGGCAUCCACGGCUGAGGCUAGCCGCGAUGCUUCCAUCCCUUGUCAGCAGCCACGGCCCUUUGGUGUACCUGUCUCAGUAGACAAGGACGUGCACAUCCCAUUCACCAACGGCUCCUACACCUUUGCCUCUAUGUACCACCGGCAAGGUGGGGUGCCAGGCACUUUUGCCAACCGUGAUUUCCCCCCUUCUUUACUACACCUCCACCCUCAGUUUGCUCCCCCAAACCUAGAUUGCACCCCAAUUAGUAUGCUGAAUCAUAGUGGCGUGGGGGCUUUCCGUCCCUUUGCUUCCACUGAGGACCGGGAGAGCUAUCAGUCAGCCUUCACGCCGGCCAAGCGACUUAAGAACUGCCAUGACACAGAGUCUCCCCACUUGCGCUUCUCAGAUGCAGAUGGCAAGGAAUAUGACUUUGGGACACAGCUGCCAUCUAGCUCCCCCGGUUCACUUAAGGUUGACGACACAGGGAAGAAAAUUUUUGCUGUCUCUGGCCUCAUUUCUGAUCGGGAAGCCUCAUCUAGUCCAGAGGAUCGAAAUGACAGAUGUAAGAAGAAGGCAGCAGCACUGUUUGACAGCCAGGCCCCCAUUUGCCCCAUCUGCCAAGUCCUACUGAGGCCCAGCGAGUUGCAGGAGCACAUGGAGCAGGAACUGGAACAACUGGCCCAACUGCCUGCCAGCAAGAAUUCUCUUCUGAAGGAUGCCAUGGCUCCAGGAACCCCCAAGUCCCUUCUGUUGUCUGCAUCUAUCAAGAGGGAGGGCGAGUCUCCAACAGCGUCACCACACUCAUCUGCCACUGACGACCUGCACCACUCAGACAGAUACCAGACCUUCCUGCGAGUGCGAGCCAACCGGCAGACCAGACUGAAUGCUCGGAUUGGGAAAAUGAAACGGAGGAAGCAAGAUGAAGGGCAGAGGGAGGGCUCUUGCCUGACUGAGGAGGAUGCUGUAGACAUCGAGCAUGAGAACAGCACCCGCUUUGAGGAAUAUGAGUGGUGUGGGCAGAAGCGGAUACGGGCAACCACCCUCCUGGAAGGUGGCUUCCGAGGCUCUGGCUUCGUCAUGUGCAGCGGCAAAGAGAACCCGGAUAGUGAUGCUGACUUGGAUGUAGAUGGAGAUGACACUCUGGAGUAUGGGAAGCCACAGUACACAGAAGCCGAUGUCAUCCCUUGUACAGGCGAGGAACCUGGUGAAGCCAAGGAGAGAGAGGCACUCCGGGGUGCAGUUCUAAAUGGUGGCCCUCCCAGCACACGCAUCACACCUGAGUUCUCUAAGUGGGCAAGUGAUGAGAUGCCUUCCACCAGCAAUGGUGAGAGCAGCAAACAGGAAGCGAUGCAGAAGACCUGCAAGAAUAGCGACAUCGAAAAAAUCACUGAAGAUUCAGCUGUGACGACAUUUGAAGCCCUGAAGGCUCGGGUCAGGGAGCUUGAACGGCAGCUAUCUCGUGGGGACCGUUAUAAAUGCCUCAUCUGCAUGGACUCAUAUUCGAUGCCUCUGACGUCCAUCCAGUGUUGGCACGUGCACUGUGAAGAAUGCUGGCUUCGGACCCUGGGUGCCAAGAAGCUCUGCCCUCAGUGCAACACUAUCACAGCACCUGGAGACCUGCGGAGGAUCUACUUGUGAGCUAACUACCCCCAGCAGGCCUUGCCUCAGGCAGCCCCACCUGCCCCCAGACUCUGUGACAGUGACCCUCCUCCCUUGUACAUACUUGCACACAGGUGCCCCAUGUACAUACACACACUCACACUCUUAUUACACUCACACAUAUACACAGGGCUCUGGAGCCAGAGUGGAGACUGAGAGCCAGGCCUGCUGCAGGCUCCCACCAGGAUUGGGGACCACACUUGUUCCAGGCUGUUCCCAAGGUGGAGCAGGGAGUAGGGGAGCAAGGCUCCUGAAAACUAGCUUCCAUGCUGACAGAUGGACAGACAUGCAAACACCAGACUGAAGCACAUGUAAUAUAGACUGUGUAUGUUUACAAUGUUGUGUAUAAAUGGAACAUCUCCUUUUCUUCCGCCCCACCCUUCUUCCUUUGGUUGUACGAUUUUCUUAAGAACACCUGAAGCAGUGCCACCUUCAGGGCUGGCUGGGGGCUCGGCCCAUCCAUCUCUUUGGGUGCCUGCCUUCCCCUCCCAUGGUGUCCUUCCCCCUCCCAUGUGCUCGGUGUUCAGUGGUGUAUAUUUCUUCUCCCAGAUAUGGGGCACGUGCCCCGAGGGACAUGAUCUUCUCCUUAGUCUUAGCUCAUGGGGCUCUUUGUAAGGAGUUGGGGGAAGGGACAGGAGAUGGAAACCGAGCAGAAGAAGCAGGGGCUAAUAACAGGGUUGGGUGAGGGUGCUCCUGGCUGCCCAGCCUUCAGUCAAGAACUGUUCCUGGGGUUAGAGCUGCUGUUUCCAGGAAAUCUCCCCCUACCUCUCCUGUGGGCCCCAUGGUGUGAUGCUGUGUCUGUAUAUUCUAUACAAAGGUACUUGUCCUUUCCCUUUGUAAACUACGUUUGACAUGGAUUAAACCAAUAUAAAUAG